AUGGUGAGAGAACUUGAUAACACAGGCGAAGACAUGGUCAUAGACGGAGUAGAAGCAGGUCAAAAGCAAAACAAUGAGAUACCUGAUGGGUUUAACUCUAAUUACCUGAAGAUCUACUAUGGGAAAUUUUUUCCUUAUGCCGAUAUGCAUAAAUGGAUGUCAUAUGGAAACGAUGGAAAGCAUCCGGGAUGUGAUCAAUCUUAUUUUGGGAGAAGAGAGUUCUCCUUUACUUUGGAGAAUGAUAUAUAUCUACGUUUUCAGUCUUUCAAUGAUAUUAAUGAACUCGAAAAGUCCAUCAAAGAGAAGUGCCCCGUCAAAAUUGAUAUUGGACCGGUUUACAGUGUAGACCCAGCAAAAAGGCAUGCUUAUGCACAGUCUGGUAAUAACGUUUUCACCCCAGUAGAGAGAGAACUUAUAUUUGAUAUAGAUAUAUCUGAUUACGAUGAUGUAAGAUUUUGCUGCUCCGGGGCUGAUGUUUGCCCGAAAUGCUGGCCAUUGAUGACAGCAGCAAUUAAAGUUGUUGAUACUGCUCUUAGAGAUGACUUUGGGUUCAACCACAUUUUAUGGGUUUAUAGUGGUCGUCGUGGAGUCCAUUGUUGGGUUUGUGAUGGAAAAGCAAGACGGUUAAACAAUGAACAAAGAGCCGCCAUUACCGAGUAUUUGCAUGUUCACAAGGGAAAUGAAAAUAGCCAGAAAAAAGUUACUCUAUCCAGUCACUCACUUCAUCCUUUUCUUGGGAGAUCAUAUGCUGAUGUUUUGAAAGAUUUCUUCGAGCAAGAGUUCAUUUUGAGCCAAGAAUUGUUUUCAACUGAAAGAUAUGAAAGGAUACUGGAAAUGAUUCCAGAUGAAACUAUUACUUCUGAGCUUAGGGGAAAGUGGCAGGACAAUAAACGGUCGCGCGAUGAUGUGAAUGUUGUCCGGUGGGGCCAUAUUAAGCAUCUGCUGCAAUCAGGGAAACAGAAGGUAUUGGGUAUUGCACAUUGUACACUACUCAAUAUCUUGUCAUGGGCUGGUGAUCUCAAUUUUGUUGCCACUCAGGUUUCAAAACACAUGAACCACUUGCUGAAGGCACCCUUCUGCAUACACCCGAAAACAGGCCGUGUUUGUGUGCCUAUUGAUCCCAAUAAGUGUGAAGAAUUUGAUCCUUCUGCUGUACCAACUCUUGCAAGGCUCCUGGAAGAGCUCAACACGGGAGCAUUAGGAACUGGUAGCAAGGAAGAACUGGAAAAUUCAUCACUUGGCAAAUCAAUCAGAUAUUUCAUGUCGUCUUUCUUGCAGCCUCUGCUAAAGUCAUGCAAGGAAGAGAUUGAGAGUUUGUUUGCUGCUAAAGCUCAACAGUCAAAGAACAGCCUGAGCUGUUUUAGGUCUCGGUGCUUUGGCACGGUCUUCUGCCCGUUUGGGUGGGUACUCUCGGUGGUGGUGGUGGGGUCUCGCGGACUUUGCUUUUCUGUUAUGGAAGAGGGCUCUAGUCUGUGUUUUUGUUUUGUCGUUGUGUUGUUCGUGUGUUUUGUUGGUCCUCUACUUUGCUACAUGGCGCUUAAGAUGUCGGUGAUUGGCCCCGAUUGGGUUUUGACUCCUAGCUGGUUGCCAAUUAGGAUGAAGGUCGAUCGGAUCUCUAGGUGUUGUGGUGGAGUGGAUUUGUAG
Striga hermonthica is the source of this 1644-nucleotide messenger RNA. The record is from the annotation of a GenBank genome assembly. NCBI's taxonomy places the organism in Eukaryota, Viridiplantae, Streptophyta, Magnoliopsida, Lamiales, Orobanchaceae.